Kalmanozyma brasiliensis GHG001 is the source of this 3912-nucleotide messenger RNA. Its product is annotated as protein of unknown function DUF2435. Lineage: Eukaryota; Fungi; Basidiomycota; Ustilaginomycetes; Ustilaginales. Gene Ontology annotation, biological process: protein secretion. The transcript has a single exon. Bases 1 to 3912 code for a protein of 1303 amino acids. The record is from RefSeq and is a predicted model, not a curated record.
AUGACGGACUCUGCAUCCAGCUCUGACGUCUCAUAUCGCCAGAGCUUGAACCAGGCGCUGCAUGCUUCGAGCAUCCUCACAGGCGCUCACGAUGACGAGCUCGGCAUCCAAAAGAGCGCAAAGAGCACCAAGCUCGGAGCUCAACAUCAGCAGCAGAACCAAGACGCUCUCAACGCAACAUUGAGCGAUCGUCUGCGCCACGCAAUUGCCGCUUGCACCGAGCUCUCGUCCUUCCGGCUCCACUCGGAUCCUCAAGCGGCCACAGGCGAUCUAGCUCUGCGGCUGCUUUCCAUCAUCCAUGCGGGCUUGCUUGAGAAGAAGAAGGAUGUCGGCUCGCGAGUCGCCGUGCAAGAUGGCCGCCAGUCAGGCUUCAAGCGUAAAGGUGUUCAAGCUACGGAAGACGUUGGGCUUGGCAUUAAGGAUGUGAGGCUCGUCACGACCUUGCAGUCGCUAGCCUGCAAAUGGGCUCUUUCGACUCGCAUCAAGUCAUUCGAUCAGUCUCUGUUCUCAAUGACGCCAAAGAGCUUUUCUUCGGCUCAAGACAAGGCUCGUUCGAGCAAGCUUACACCCGACAAUCGCUUCCAAGAGAUCGACGAGGACGCCGAAGUGCGAGAACGAUCCCAGGCGAGGCACGCUUUCUGUACGGCUCGGACCGAUCUUUUCAGCGUGGUCGAAAGCUUCAUGGACAUCUUCAGCACGCAAGGUCAGACCUCGGCAGCGCGCGGGACUGCUUCUACUCCAACGGACGUUGUCAUGGUCAUGCUGCGCGUUGGCAUCGUCGACUACCUCUCAUCGCUUCUGCGGUUGGGCUUCGGACCUAGCAUCAGCUCGGCGCCCCCUUCGACGACCACACCGGCCAAAGAUGCGAUUCAAAAGCGCACGUCGACAGCAACCACGCAAUUGCUUCGAUUCCUGUCAACACACUCUGCCAUGUCUGCCCUGUCCUCGGUGAUUGCGCACUCGGAUGCGAAGCUGGGCGCGCCUUCCUUCGUCAAAGCGGUCUCAUCGCGUCUGUUGAGCGCUCAGCUUCUCCGAUCCGAGGGGGUGCGCUCGCUCUUCAUCAUCACAUUUGGCGGUGCAGACGCGGCCGAGACCGCUGAGCUCGGCGGCAAAGACGAAGGCACAGGCACCGCUGCACCGGGUACCAACUCGCUCAAAAGAUUCGAGCAAUGUGCUCGGCUCCUCUUGACGCCGCCACAGGGCAUGCCCAUCGACGUGUAUCUGCCUAUCAUCCUGCCAAACCUUCUCGACAUUCUGGCGCCCGAUCUCAGCACAUCCUCGAACAUCACUCCGCCGCCGCAGGAACAAAUGAGGGCGGCUGGCUUUGUCCUCACUCGAAUCUCAGAACGACACCCGAAACUCUUCUCCCAGACCAUGCACGAUCGGGUCUACUCCAAGUUCCGUCCGUCGAUGCAAGCAGCGGUGGAAACGCAGCAGACGAGGUCGUCUGCCGAGACGCAGUCCGCGUCGACAGUCGUAGUGUCAGCAGCGGAUCUGGAAAGCGCCAUCUCGACCUUGUCCAGCUUCUUGCUCUUCUCAGAACCCUCGCCGACUUUUUUCACGACCUUGUUCGAGCCCAUCUUACCGCAGCUCCUGACGCUGUACAACUUCGUCCACGCUAAGCAAGGCGGCACUGGCAAGGGCAAGGUCAGAUCGCUCGAGUCUGGCGGUCACGCCGACAGGCUCAAGGCUGAAGUGUCCAACUUCCUCAAAACGUGGGUGCGCCUUGUCGACGCCAAACACGGCGCUCAGUCUCUCAUCCAGUCGGUCCAAACAGCCGAGAAGGGUAUCGGAUACCGGAUCAACGGAGAUGUCGAGAACGCGCGAGGUGACUUCUUCUGGAGCGAGGAACCGGAAGGCGUCUCUGUACGCUAUGGUCAGCGGCCCGAUCAGGACGACCAAGACAUCUCGACACUGCUCAAGGACCUCAGCAUAGCCGCACUCGCCAAACAGAUCAGCACAGGCGACAACAACGAGCUCGACCUGACCAAGAUCGCGCCAGACCUCUCGGCCAAGCUGGGUCUGCAGCCGGAUCCACGCCUGCUCGCGAUGCUGUUGAAGGGCGCAGAUCGUAAGGAUCUGGCUCGUCAUCUGCUACCCUCUUUCUUGAACGUCUACAUGGCGAUAAAGGCGACUUCGAGGGCGCAGGUGGUCGGAGCAGAGGAUGAGUCCGGCUCGGAGACCAGGUCGGUGCUGUACCUGCAGCUGAUCUUGCAGCUUCUAGAGGCAUUUGGAUCCGAUCUGCUCCAAGGCGAUGUCCCUGCGACGCUCGCUUUCAUCGACUUUUCCCUCUCAUCACCGAGCCAGCGCCAGGCACCACCACAAAUGCUGCAGGACAAAGCUGCACCAAACGAUGAAAACAACACCGAGAUACCAUUCAUCUCGGCUAAGCCGUCGAAUCCGCCAGGCUCCAUGCCCUCGCUCUUCGACGUGGCUGGCAAACAACAAGCUGGCAUAUCCAGUCUGGAGGAAGGAAAUGAAGCGAACACGUCCAAAACGGCAGAAGACAAUGAGCCAACGGGAGACGACGAGGAUGAAGAGGAGCUCGUCACGACCGCGCUCAGCCUGCUCCUCUCGCUGCUCGAGUCAGACACCUCACUCUCCAGCGAGACGCAGCCCAUGCUCCUUGUCAUUGCGGACAAGAUCGAGUCUCUGCUCGAUAGCCCCUCCGCUGAGAUCCGCGGUCUCGCCAAGGAAGCCAAGCUGGUCCUGCUGGCUCGUCGCAACUCCCUCCGCUCCACUGCACCCGCUCCCGCCACGACGACGAGCGAGACCUCGGCGAAAGCCCUUGCCUACGCCCAGGCGCAAGAGACGUACCAAGAAGCGUUGAAGCUGUUGCAAGAUCCGAUCCUGCCUGUGCGCGCGCACGGCUUGGUUCUUCUGCGUCGCCUGGUAUCGGACGACCCCAAGGCGGGUGGGCAGCAUGUCGUAAGGGUCGAUCCGGCGCUCAUCCCCGCGAUUCUGGACAUCUUCCUGCACGCGGUGGAGGACGAAGAGUCCUACCUCUACCUCAACGCUGUGCAAGGACUUGCGGCUUUGACCUCCAGCGGGGGUGCCCAACCCAUCGCCCGCCUGGUCGGCAUCUACAUCGGUCGGGAUGACGGGCUUGCAUCGCAAGGCCUGGCGGCGCGGGAGGUGGAAAAGCGGCUGCGGGUGGGCGAAGCGUUGCUCCAAGUGAUCCAGCGGUGUGGCGAUGCGAUGGUUGCGCAUUUCGAUGCAGUGGUGCCGCCGUUGUUGGUCAAGCUGCGCGAUCGGGCGCUGCCGAAUGUGUUGCGGUCGUCGUUUGUUUCAAUCUUGGGCACGGUAAUCGAAGCGGCACCGAUGGCGAUGGCGAGAAAGGGAUAUGCGGGGCAGCUCGCCGAGGUGUGCAUCGACAUUGUGGUGAUCGAGAUGGUGCACCGGCCGAAUGCUGGCAAAGAGACGGUCAAGAUGAAUGUACAGGGCAAGCGCGUGGAUGCCAACGACGAGGAGAAGGAGCAGAAAAGAGCGGAGGAACAGAAGAAGCUGGAUAGUGCAACGACUAGCGAUGCGAAAGUGGCGCAUUUGCGUCGUGCUGCGAUGCUGCUGCUCACGCUGCUUGUGCGCGGGACGAGGUUUCAGCUGGAAGAGCAGGAUAGCAGUGCAAGCGGAGGGAGGUUGGUGGAGAAGCUUUCGGCGCUGCGGCUUCCAGGAGGCGGAAUCUUGCCUUCGGUUGCUGCGUCGGGCGAAGGGGAGGCGCCAAAGACGGAGCGGCUGCAGAAGAAGGACUUGCUCUUCCCACCGCAGCUUCUGGACCGACUCAAGCAGGUGGCUGCCUACGUGGAAGCCGGCGAUACCGACUCCAUCGUGCGUACGCAUGCGCACGACUGUAUCGAGCACGUUGACGCCCUCUCGCUCGACCUUGUCCAGUCUGGGCUCUUCCUCGCUCGCUGA